UUUUCCUUUUUAGACUGGGAGGAAGAUCAGCAGAGUCUUAAGCUGGAUGAAGUGAAGGAGGAACUUUGCGCAAUCACAACCUCAGAGGAAGCCGGCAAACAGCUGCACACCUGCUCACAGUGCGGGAAGGGGUUCAAAGACAAGGCGUACCUGAGCAUACACGCCCGAAUCCACACCGGAGAGAAGCCGCACUCCUGCCAUCAGUGCGGGAAGAGCUUCACCGUGGCGUCAAGUCUGAGUUAUCAUCUGCGCGUUCACUCCGGAGAAAAGCCGUUUGACUGCAGCGAGUGUGGCAAAAAGUUCAACUCGUCGUCAACUCUGAAAAACCACAUGAAAGGGCACUCAGGUGAGAAGCCUUAUGUGUGUGCGUCAUGCGGAAAGAGCUUCUCACGACUCAGCAACUGCAAACUGCAUCAGAAAACGCACAGCGAUGUGAGAGAACACGUGUGCUGCGAUUGUGGGAAGAGUUUUACUAGAGUCGCUCUGCUGAAGCAGCACCAAAGGAUUCACACUGGGGAAAGACCCUACAAGUGUUCACACUGCGAGAAGAGUUUCACUCAAUCCGGACACCUGAAAGUGCACGAGCGAGCGCACACCGGAGAGAAACCGUACCACUGUAUACCAUGCGGGAAGAGCUUUAAAGACGCAUCCGGUCUCCAUUAUCACAAACACACUCACUCCGGGGAAAAGCCCUUUAAUUGCGAGCACUGCGGUAAAAAGUUCAACUCCUCAUCGCAUCUGAAAUGCCACUUGAACUCUCACUCGGACGCGAGGCCUUAUGUGUGUUCAGUGUGUGAAAAGACGUUUUCCUGGCUGAACAGUUAUAAGCUGCACAUGAAGACGCAUAAUGAAGAGAGAGAGCAUGUGUGCUGCGAUUGUGGGAAGAGCUUCAUUAGAAUUAGCCUGUUGAAACUCCACCAAAGGGUUCACACUGGAGAAAAACCCUACAAGUGCUCGUGCUGCGACAAGAGUUUCGCUCAGUACGCAAACCUGAAAGUGCACAUGCGCGUUCACACCGGAGAAAUGCCCUAUCACUGCACUCAGUGCGGCGAGAGUUUCAGACAUUCAACAAGCCUUCAUAAACAUAAGAAGAAGUUUUUCCAUUGAGAGAAAAGCUUGGACAACGAGAAAUAUUUCAAGGAACGCUGUGCUUUUUGUGGAAAUAGGCUCAUUGUACAACUCCACUACAGUUAAACUGAUGAUUUAUACCAUUUUGUAAUCCAUUCAGCCGAUUUAUGUGUCUAUGGAGCACUUUUAGCUUAGCUUAGCAUAGAUACUUGAAUCAGAUUAGACCAUCAGCGUUUUGCUCAAUUAAAAAAAAAAGUAAUUCAAUAAUUUUUCUAUUUGAAGCUCGAGUCUUCUGUAGUUAGUCGUGUACUCGGACUGAUGGAAAAUGAAAAGUUGUUAUUUUCUAGGCGCAUUAAUAUUAGAAUUAUUCAGAAUAUGGCAGCAUUUAUUUUGUCAGUCUUAGUACACAACAAGUACAAAGGAGUCAAGCUUUAAAUAGACAAAUUAUCACGACACUUUAGUGAGCGAGAUUACUGACAAGUUUCUCCGUUUUUGAACCCCUUCAGAACAUUUCCAGGUCUGGCGGGAACAUUUUUAGCUUAGCUUAGCAUAGAUCAUUGAAUUGGAUUAGACCAUUAGCAUCUCACUCAAAAUCUUUCAAAAAUAUUUUCAUUAAUUUUCCUAUUUAAGGAUUAAAUCUGCUGUAGUUAAUCGUGUACUCAGACUGACGGAAAAUUAAAAGUUGCUAUUUUCAAUGAAACUAUAGAAGACUCGAGCUUUAAAUAGGAAAAUGAUCAAAACACUUUUGUGAGUGACAUCACUGACCAGUUUCACCAUUAUUUUAAUCCAUUCAGACUAUUUCCAGCUCUGGCGGGAACACUUUUAGCUUAGCUUAGCAUAGAUCAUUAAAUCAGAUUAGACCAUUACCAUCUCGCUGAAAAUGUUAAAAAAGCUUGACUUUUCCUUGGUUACAUCAUGUACUAAGUUUGACGAAAAAUGUUGAGAUGCUAUUUUGUAGGCGCAAUAAUAUUACACAGCACCUGAAAAUAGCUCUGAAUUGUCUAUUGUAAAUGUCAAGAUUUUACCCAGAAAUGGGUUGCAGAUGGAAGGGCAUCUGCUGCGCAAAACAUAUGCUGGAUAAGUUGGUAGUUUAUUCCACUGUGGCGAUCCCGGAUUAAUAAAGGGACUAAGCUGAAAACAAAAUGAAUGAACGAAAUGUCAAGAUUCUCAUGCACUGCAUUAAAUCAUUGUGCCUACUACAGCCGUGGUUCGACAACAAAGUUUCUUAAUUAUUAUGCAAGAAUGAGAGUAUAGUUCUUUUCUAUACUGGCCAAGAAAAUAGCAGCCUUUCAUGUUUUGUCAGUCUUAGUACACGAUGAAACUACAGUCAAGCUUUAAAUAGGAAAAUGAUCAAAACACUUUAGUGAGCGAGAUUACUGACCAGUUUCACCAUUAUUGAAUCUCUUCAGACCAUUUCCAGCUCUGGCGGGAACACUUUUAGCUUAGCCUAGCUUAGCAUAGCAUAGAUCAUUGCAUCGAGUUAGACCAUUAGCAUCUCACUGAAAGUUUUUUUAAAAAUAUCUUAGUUAAUUUUCCUAUUUAAGGAUUGACUCUGCUGUAGCUAAUCGUGUACUCAGACUGACGGAAAAUUAAAAGUUGCUAUUUUCUAGGCACAAUAAUAUUACGCAGCGCCUAAAAAUAGUUCUGAAUCGUCUUUCGCAAAUGUCAAGAUUUUCAUGCACUGCAUAUUAAAUCAUUGUGUCUGCUACAGUCGUGGUUCGACAACAAAGUUCCUGAUUAUUAUGCCAGAAUGAGAGUAUAGUUCCAAUCUAUCUCGAUCAAGAAAAUAGCAGCCUUUCAUGUUUUGUCAGUCUUAGUACACGAUGAAACUACAGUCAAGCUUUAAAUAGGAAAAUGAUCAAAACACUUUUGUGAGCGACAUCACUGACCAGUUUCACCAUUAUUUAUUCUUUCCAGACCAUUUCCAGUUCUAGCGGGAACGCUUUUAGCUUAGCAUAGAUCAUUGUAUUGGAUUAGACCAUUAGCAUCUCAAUGAAUUUUCAGAAAAGACUUCCUAUUUAAAGCUUGACUUGCUGUAGUUAAUCAUGUACUCGGACUGACAGAAAAUGAAAAGUCGCUAUUUUCUAGGUGCAAUAAUAUUGCGCAGUGCCUAAUUAUAGUUCUGAAUCAUCUCUUGCAGAUGUCAAUGUGCUGUAUAAUACUAUUGAGCCUUGAUUUUAUGCCAGAAUGAGAGUAUAGUUCUAAUAUGAGAGUAUAUUGUGUCAUUCUAAACUACAGAUUAGUCAAGCUUAAAAUUGUGAAUGGAUCAAAACGUGAUUCUUUUUUGCUAAUGGUCUAAUCCGAUUUAAUGAUCUAUGCUAAGCUAAAAGUGCUUCUGCUAGACCCAAAAACCAGCUGAAUGGAUUCAGGAAUUAUAAUGUUUAACUCUAGAGUUGUAAAAUGAGCCUGUUUCCUAUGAAAAGUGUAGUGUUCCUUUAAAAGUUGCUUUACACUACUAAAGUGUACUACUUUACACUCUUAAAGUGUAAAUGAAGUAUUUCAUGAAUUCUGCCUGGAUGGGUUGUGUGCUAUGUUAAAUUAAUUCACGUAAUUUUACUUUUUUUUACCAUUAGAAUAUGAUAUUGUUAUUUAUUAUAGACCUAUAUAGACUAACUACUGUAGGAAUUGUUGUACUAUUUUGUACAUUUUUGCUGCUUUGAUUACAUCUUUUGUUAACAUAUGUGACCCUGGACCACAAAACCAGUCAUAAGGGUGUUGUUUGUAUUAUUAUUAUUGAGAUUUAUGCAUAAUAUGAACGCUGAUUAUUCAUUCAACAACUGAUAUAAACUAUUUGUGCACCUGGAAUCUGAGGGUUCAGAAAAAUUUAAUUAAAUGUUUAGAAAAUCACCUUUAAAGUUGCUCAAAUUAAGUUGUUAAUGCAUAACAAUAAUCAGAAAUUAAGUUGUAUAUAUAAUAUACAACUCUUUGAAUUUUUUUUCCUUUUAAAUAUUUCCCAAAUGAUG
Molecule: messenger RNA, 4031 nt
Organism: Danio rerio (zebrafish)
Lineage: Eukaryota; Metazoa; Chordata; Actinopteri; Cypriniformes; Danionidae
Source: RefSeq, a predicted model, not a curated record